Molecule: messenger RNA, 397 nt
Organism: Mitosporidium daphniae
Lineage: Eukaryota; Fungi; Microsporidia
Exons: 1
Source: RefSeq, a predicted model, not a curated record
CAACGAUGCACCCGACUUUUUCAAGCCAUCGACAAAAAAUUCAUCCGAAAAUAAGGACCAAAUCCCAACAUUGUCCCAUUCAGUUCAUCUGCUCAAAAAAGACAUGGAGGCAAAGAUUAGGGAAGAUCCGUUAUUUGCGAUCAAAAAGAAAGAACAAGAGGCAAUUAUUAAGCUCGCUAAUUCAAAAGGCACCUCGAGAUCCAACAGUGAGAAUUCUGCUAGAAGCGAUAUAAGCGAAUGGAGCUCAAGAUCAAGUCGGUCUAUUUCCACUCCACUUCGUGGAAAUAUUCAAAAAGAGAAAAAGGGGCACAAAACAUGGCCUAUGACCGAGGAAGAGAGGAAUGCUCGAUUGCUGGAGAUGAAGGAGGAUGCAAAAAAGCACAGGGUCUCGUGUUAG